AUGUUUAAAAUCCAACCUGCGAGGAAAGUAGACCCAACAACGGUAAUAUGUAUCCUUCCUCUUUGCAGUUUACCCGGAGCGGGGAGCGUGUCGGAGGCGCUGGGUCCCAGAGCCGCAUCACGCGCUGGUCUCGACGCCAGCGGAGCGAAGCCCAAACUCAGCUGCCCGAAGGACAACUGGCACGGCUGUACGAGGAAAACCUCGCGCGGGUCGUCCAGGACGCAGCGGCGUCGGCGCUCCAAGUCCCCGAUCCUGCACCCCCCCAAGUUCACCUACUGCAGCUCCGCCGCCGCCUCGGCGCUGCAGCCUCCGAGCGGCUGCCUGAAGCACCAGCGCCUCGCCGUCCCCGUGCCGCCGGAGCUCCGCCCCCCCGCCGCCGGAGGCCCCGCCUCCUCCCUCGCCCAGACAGAGCUCUCUCCCCCGGCCGCUCCGGGCCACAUCGCCCCGCUGGUCUUUGGAUCCUGCGCCGAGUACGAGGGAGCCGCGGUUUCCCCAAGACCGCCCCUGAAGAAGACCUCCACCGCCGCGCCAUCACCCGGGACGGACGGAGGCGUCUCCGGAGACUCGAGCGAGGACAGCGGAUCGGAGAAAAGUGCCAGCGAGGACGCAGACGCGCCCCAGAUGUCCCGCCGCGCGGACGCCGCCGCCGACUUCCGCGCUUUAUCGGAGCUCCACAGCCGCGGCGCCGACCCCCCCGACGUCCCCUGCACCUGCGCGUGGCCGCAUCGGUCGGAUUCCCCUGAGGCGUCGGCGGCGUCUGAGUCUUCGUCUCCGUGCCGAUGCAAGUCGCUUCCCCCGGGCUGGAACGGCGUGGAGGUGUACUCCUUCACGGGGCUCCGCAACACCGUGUUGGAGUGCGAGGGGAGCGGCGACGCCAACAGAACUCUCAUCGCCGACGGAAACGCCACGUCGUCGCAAACGGCAACGGCGUCGUCGGGCUCCCCGCGGUCCUGCUCCGAGCAGGCGCGCGCCUACGUGGACGACAUCACGAUAGAGGACCUGUCCGGCUACAUGGAGUUCUACCUCUACAUCCCCAAGAAGAUGUCCCACAUGGCCGAGAUGAUGUACACCUAGAGAGAAGA
Etheostoma cragini (Arkansas darter) is the source of this 1082-nucleotide messenger RNA. RefSeq names its product oxidative stress responsive serine-rich 1 (gene oser1). Lineage: Eukaryota; Metazoa; Chordata; Actinopteri; Perciformes; Percidae. Bases 1 to 1074 code for a protein of 357 amino acids. The transcript has 3 exons. The record is from RefSeq and is a predicted model, not a curated record. Gene Ontology annotation, biological process: cellular response to hydrogen peroxide.